CUAGGAAAAAAACAAAGAACAACGUAAAGCCUCAAUAUUUUUGCUCUUAAUAGAGCAAACCUUAAACCUUAAGCUUUUAUACCUUAAAAUUUUAAACUUUUCCCAAUUUUCAAAUUCUUUUGAGAAAUAAAACCCAAUUAAAAUCAAGUUCACUAACUCACAAAAUCUUUCUGUUUUGAUUUAUGGAGAGUUGAAGAAAUGACCAAAAGUUGAAGUUAGAGCAAAGUUUGAAAUUUUACAGAAAUUCGGUUGAAAAUUUGAAGGAAAUUAAUUGUUUUUAUUUUGUUCUGUAUUGGGUUGAUUUUUUUUGUUUUUUAAAUGUUAUCAUUGAGUACUCAGAAGCUGAUCAAGAAGCUGCUUCAAGAAUCUAUCUGAUUGAAGAAUUAUUUAGAAAAUGGCUGCUUCGGUUGGCUUAGGGGUGGGAUCACUUGUUUGGGUGGAGGAUCCUGUUGUGGCCUGGAUAGAUGGGGAAGUUUUAGAAGUCAAUGGUGCAGACAUCAAGGUUCUUUGUACUUCUGGGAAAACGGUGGUUGUCAAGUCUUCUAACCUCUACCCUAAAGAUGCUGAAGCUCCAUCUUGUGGUGUUGAUGAUAUGACAAAGCUGGCUUAUUUGCACGAACCAGGAGUCCUGCACAAUCUAAAGACUAGAUACGAUAUUAAUGAAAUAUAUACGUAUACAGGGAAUAUACUAAUCGCUGUCAACCCUUUCAGAAGAUUACCUCACUUAUAUGAUAGCCAUAUGAUGUCCCAAUAUAAAGGUGCGGCAUUUGGAGAGCUUAGCCCUCACCCUUUUGCUGUUGCUGAUGCAGCAUACAGACUUAUGAUCAAAGAAGGAGUAAGUCAAUCGAUACUGGUUAGCGGAGAGAGUGGGGCUGGUAAAACAGAAAGCACAAAACUACUAAUGCGCUAUCUUGCUUACAUGGGAGGGAGAGCUGCCGCUGAGGGUAGAACAGUUGAGCAGCAAGUCCUGGAGUCUAAUCCUGUUUUGGAAGCAUUUGGUAAUGCAAAAACUGUCAGAAAUAAUAACUCAAGUCGCUUUGGUAAGUUUGUGGAGAUCCAGUUUGACCAGAGAGGAAAGAUUUCAGGUGCUGCUAUCAGAACAUAUUUACUCGAAAGAUCUCGUGUUUGCCAAGUUUCUGAUCCAGAGAGAAAUUAUCACUGUUUCUACAUGCUAUGUGCUGCACCGUCAAAGGAUAUUCAAAGGUACAAGUUGGAUAACCCUCGGUCAUUUCGUUACCUAAAUCAGUCAAAUUGCUAUGAGUUAGAUGGGGUUGACGAUUCCAAAGAAUACCUAGAUACAAGAAGGGCAAUGGAUAUUGUCGGAAUAAGUUUGGAAGAGCAGGAUGCAAUAUUUCGUGUAGUGGCUGCAAUUCUCCAUCUUGGAAACGUCGAAUUUACAAAAGGGAAGGAGACAGACUCCUCAGUGCCGAAAGAUGAAAGAUCUUGGUUUCAUCUAAGGGCUGCAGCCGAGCUGUUAAUGUGUGACAUGGAGGCUCUUGAGGAUUCGCUUUGCAAGCGUGUUAUUGUAACUCGGGGGGAAACCAUCACGAAAUUGCUGGAUCCAGAAGCAGCAGCCAUCAGUAGAGAUGCUUUGGCAAAAAUAGUAUACUCAAAAUUGUUCGAUUGGCUGGUGGAUAAGAUUAAUAGUUCAAUUGGUCAAGAUCCAAAUUCAAAAUCUUUGAUUGGUGUGCUGGAUAUUUAUGGUUUUGAGAGUUUUAAGACUAACAGGUGCUUGACCGAUAUGAAUCGUAUUUCUGAUGCUCUUAAUUUCUGCAGCUUUGAACAAUUUUGUAUCAAUUUGACAAAUGAGAAACUUCAACAACACUUCAAUCAGCAUGUUUUCAAAAUGGAACAAGAAGAGUAUACAAAAGAGGAAAUUGACUGGAGCUACAUUGAGUUCAUUGAUAAUCAAGAUAUUCUGGAUCUCAUAGAAAAGAAACCAGGAGGUAUUAUAGCACUUCUUGAUGAAGCUUGUAUGUUUCCAAGAUCAACUCAUGAAACAUUUGCUCAGAAACUUUAUCAGACUUUCAAAAACCACAAACGAUUCAGCAAGCCCAAGUUGGCUCGUUCUGACUUCACUAUUUGCCAUUACGCUGGUGAUGUCACAUAUCAAACUGAAUUGUUUCUGGAUAAGAACAAAGACUAUGUCGUUGCUGAACACCAGGCGCUCUUGAGAGCUUCAAAGUGUUCUUUUGUAUCUGGUUUGUUUCCAACAUUAGUGGAGGAAUCCUCAAAACAGUCAAAGUUUUCUUCUAUUGGCUCUAGCUUCAAGCAACAAUUGCAGGCUUUGCUUGAAGCUCUGAAUACAACCGAACCCCAUUAUAUUCGAUGUGUGAAGCCGAAUAAUCUGCUAAAGCCCUCUGUCUUCGAGAAUCACAAUGUUCUGCAACAGCUUUGCUGUGGGGGAGUGAUGGAAGCAAUAAGAAUAAGCUGUGCCGGAUAUCCUACUCGAAAACCCUUUUAUGAAUUUUUAGAUCGCUUUGGCGUCCUCUCGCCUGAAGUUUUAGAUGGAAGUACGGACGAGGUAUCUGCAUGCACAAGCCUCUUAGAGAAAGUCGGUCUUCAAGGAUAUCAGAUUGGUAAAACAAAAGUAUUUUUAAGAGCUGGUCAGAUGGCAGAGCUAGACUCUCGCAGGACAGUGGUAUUAGGAAGAUCCGCGAGCAUCAUUCAGAAGAAAUUCCGUUCUCACAUGGCUCGAAGAAAUUUUACGUUGUUACGUCAGUUGGCAAUAAGGAUACAGUCAAUGUGCAGAGGAGAGCUUUCUCGGCGUGUAUACGCGAGCUUGCGGAAAGAAGCAGCUUGUCUGAAGAUCCAGACAGACGUGCGCAUGCAUCUUGCUAGGAAGGCUUACAAAGAAUCAUGCGCUGCUGCCAUUUCAAUUCAGACAGGAAUGCGUGGGAUGGCUGCACGAGAUGAAGUACGAUUCAAAAGACAGACAAAAGCUGCCAUUAUCAUUCAGAGUCAGUGUCGCACGUUCUUGGCCUGUAUGAAGUAUAAGAAGCUCAAGAAAGCUGCUAUUACCACUCAAUGUGCUUGGAGAUCUAGAGUUGCUCGUGGGGAACUACGUAAACUUAAGAUGGCUGCGCGGGAGACUGGUGCACUUCAAGCUGCCAAGAACAAAUUAGAGAAGCAAGUUGAAGAAUUAACUUGGAGACUACAGCUGGAGAAACGCAUGAGGGCUGAUAUGGAAGAAGCAAAAACAAAAGAAAAUGCAAAACUGCAAUCAGCUUUGCAAGAAGUUCAACUUCAGUUCAAAGAAGCAAAAGAAAUACUUGUCAAAGAACGUGAAACUGCAAAAAGGGCGGCAGAGAAGAUCCCUAUUAUACAGGAAGUUCCCGUUGUUGACCGUGAAAUGAUGAACAAACUUAGUGCUGAAAAUGAGAAUCUAAAGGCUUUGGUAAGCUCUCUAGAAAAGAAGAUUGAUGAGACAGAAAGAAAAUUUGAAGAGACAAGCAAACUUAGUGAGGAGAGGUUGAGGCAGGUGAUGGAUGCAGAGUCUACGAUCGUUCAGUUGAAGACUACUAUGCAAAGGUUCCAGGAAAAGAAUUUUGACUUGGAAUCUGAGAACCAGAUUCUUCAGCAAGCCUUGUUAACCCCUGCCAAACAGGUGUCAGAUCAUUCACCUAGUUUGGCUUCCAAGGUAGUAGAAAAUGGCUACAAUCUCAACGAAGAAAACAGAACCAAUGAUCCACCAAGUCCAACACCUGCUAAAAAAGUUGAAACCCCUAAUAGCAAGUUAAGGAGACCUAUCGACCGACAACAUGAAGACAUUGGUGCACUCAUUGACUGUGUGAUGAAGGAUGUUGGAUUCAGUCAAAGCAAAGCUGUCGCAGCUUUUACCAUCUACAAAUGCCUUCUUCGCUGGAAAUCUUUUGAAGCAGAAAAGACUAGUGUGUUUGAUCGUUUAGUACAGAUGAUUGGUUCUGCCAUUGAGAAUCAAGAUAGCAAUGACCACAUGGCAUACUGGCUGUCGAAUACCUCGACAUUGUUAUUCCUAAUCCAAGAAAGUCUGAAGCCUGGUAGCGCAGUUGGUGCAACUCCUAUCCGUAAGCCACAGCCUGCAACAUCCCUCUUCGGUAGAAUGGCAAUGGGCUUCCGCUCGUCGCCUUCUGCCGGCAAUAAUGCUGCAGCUGCGCAGGUAGUGUGCCAGGUGGAAGCCAAAUACCCAGCUAUGCUUUUCAAGCAGCAGCUUACAGCAUAUGUUGAAAAGAUUUAUGGAAUUAUUCGUGAUAAUUUGAAGAAGGAGUUAGGAUCACUGCUCUCCUCAUGUAUCCAGGCACCACGGACCUCCAGAGGAAGUAUGCUAAGAUCUGGUCGAUCCUUUGGCAAAGAUUAUUCAAUAAAUCACUGGCGGGGGAUAAUUGAAUGCCUAGACUCUCUUCUCUGUACAUUGAAAGAAAACUUUAUGCCUCCAAUUCUUGUUCAGAAGAUAUUUAGUCAAGCCUUUUCAUACAUUAGUGUUCAGCUCUUUAACAGUUUUCUUCUUCGGCGGGAGUGUUGUACAUUCAGUAAUGCGGAAUAUGUUAAAUCUGGCUUGGCUGAGCUAGAGUUGUGGUGCUGCCAAGCAAAGGAAGAGUAUGCUGGCUCAUCCUGGGAUGAACUCAGACAUAUAAGACAAGUUGUUGGAUUCUUGGUUAUACAUCAGAAGUACAGAAUUUCGUAUGAUGAUAUCACUAAUGAUUUGUGUCCCGUUCUCAGUGUCCAGCAACUUUACAGAAUUUGUACUCUUUACUGGGAUGACAAAUACAAUACGCGCAGUGUUUCUCCAGAUGUUAUAUCUAGCAUGAGGGUACUUAUGACAGAGGAAUCGAACAAUGCCGAGACCAACUCUUUUCUAUUGGAUGAUAACUCGAGCAUUCCGUUCUCAAUUGAUGAGGUCUCAAAUUCACUUCAAGUCAAGGAUUUUGCAGAUGUCAAACCUGCUACUGAACUUCUUGAGAAUCCAGCCUUCCAAUUUUUACAUGAGUGAGGCCUAGGACACCAAGAUUUUCUUGUGUUUUGCGCGACAGAUUAUUGUAGCAUCCUCGAUUUCUUGUAAAUUCAUGAUCUUUUCCUCCCCCAAUUUUUUUUAAGUAUAGAUUGAUGUAAUAUAAUAUUUUCUGUUGUUUAUAGUUAUAGUUCAUAGCAAAAGGUGCAGUGUGUGAGCAGUUGAGUUUUGUAUUUCUUUUGGUGGGGCAAAGAACAACACCAAUAUUCCCUUCUUUUUUUUUUUUUUGGAAAAUAGGGAGCAAAUCAUAUUGGUUAUGUAGAAUGAUGUAAAUGUUUUAUAUCCUAUCCAAUUUACCUUGUAAUGAAAGGGUAAGUUUUUUCAAUCA
Messenger RNA from Nicotiana tabacum (common tobacco), 5315 nucleotides. The record is from RefSeq and is a predicted model, not a curated record. NCBI's taxonomy places the organism in Eukaryota, Viridiplantae, Streptophyta, Magnoliopsida, Solanales, Solanaceae.